Molecule: messenger RNA, 1227 nt
Organism: Cryphonectria parasitica EP155
Lineage: Eukaryota; Fungi; Ascomycota; Sordariomycetes; Diaporthales; Cryphonectriaceae
Exons: 4
Coding region: 1-1227 (408 amino acids)
Source: RefSeq, a predicted model, not a curated record
AUGAAGAAGACGCUACUGCUAUGCUUCAUCCACGGCUUCAAGGGGGGUGAGGAGACCUUUGGCCAAGGGUACGCCUUCACCCAGGACCUUCGCGAACGGCUCUCGGCCCUCCUCCCCAAGCUCGACAUCCAGGUCCUCGUCUACCCAAAGUACGAGACCCGCGGCGACCUCGCCGACUGCGUCAGCCGGUUCCGCGACUGGCUGCAGGAGAAGGUCAUCGAUCUCGAGGUCGCCAAGGGCACACCCUCCCCGACCGUCGAGCCCAGCGUGCGCGUCGUCCUGUGCGGCCACUCCAUGGGCGGCAUCGUCGCCGCCGAGACCGUCAUCUCGCUCACCUCGGACCGUGUCAUCCCGCCCGUCUCCUCCGCACCCGGCGCAGACGGCAACCACACCGCCGCCCCUGCCGAGGGCGACCAUGUGCCCCUCAACAGCCUCAUGUUCCCCUAUGUCCAGGCCGUCCUGAGCUUCGACACUCCCUACCUCGGCAUCUCCCCUGGCGUGGUCGCCCACGGCGCAGAGACGCACUACUCCACCGCCAGCGCCGCCAUGGCGCAGCUGAGCACCCUCAGCUCGCUCUGGAGCCCCAGCGGGAGUUCAUCCACCAGCGCCGACCGGGCGCGCGCUGCGGAGAAGACACCAUCGUCGUCGGCCUCGAAUUGGGGCUCCUGGGGCAAGAUGGCGCUGUACGCAGGCGCGGGCGCGGCACUCGCCGGCGGUGCUGCGGCCGCCUACCUGAAGCGCGACCAGCUCACCGAGGGCUUCAUGUGGGUGUCGUCGCACCUCGAGUUCGUGGGCUGCCUCGCCCGCGGGGAGGAGCUCCGCCGGCGCGUGGCAUACAUGGCGCGCGCCCACAGGGAGCUGGGCGUCGGGUUCGGGAACCUGUACACGAGGCUCGGCCGGGGCGCCGUCGCCAAGAAGCAGCAGGUCGCGGGCAUGGGCGGCACCAACAUGGUGGGCACCGUCAUUGGGAGCCAGAGGACCUUUUGUAACCUGCCCAGCAAGAAGGGCGGGCCGGACCGCAUCGGGUGGUGGGAGGAGGCGGUCAAUGAACGCGCGGCUGACGAGACCGAGGCGCAUAUGUCCAUGUUCGAGCCGAAAGAGAAUCCUGGCUACGACCAGCUUGCCGACAGCGCGGCGCAGACGAUUGCGAGGUGGACCACGAAUGACUGGUACGAGAGCAGUACGGAGGGGGAGAUUCGCGACCAUGCUGCCUCGCCCUUGUCAUAA